AUGACGGACGACGAAUGGUUUAGUGCUGCCCAGCGCGGCGAUGUGGGAGUUAUAGAAGCACUAGUUACUGAACAUGCCGGCAGGAAAGACGACAAAGGACGAACAGCACUUAUGAUAGCAGCGAGAUCGGGCCACGAGGAUAUAGUCAUGCACUUGCUUGAGUACGAAAAGGGGGCGGUUGAUAUGGACGGCUCGUCAGCUCUUGUUCACAGCUUUGAACGCGACUUGCUAGGCAUAUGCCUUGCUCUUGCUCCUUACGAGCAUAGUGUUUUGGAUGCAGAUGGCCGUUCCCCGCUCUCCAUCGCAGCUAGCGAAGGCGCGUGCAACUCGGUUACUAUUCUACUGCAGUACUAUGAUGGCAUGGAGGAUAGAUCUGGGCGAACUCCCUUAGAUUAUUCUGCCCUAUCUGGACAAACACACUCUCUGGAAAUUUUACUAAGGUCUAGCCUUUUUGGCAAACAAGCAAUACUAAACACCAUUCAACGUCUCAAUGAGACCUCAAACCUUUCACUUGAGUGUACAUAUCUGCUGGAGCAGGAGCUUCGGCGCAUCGGAGACACAGCAGAGCAAGAUCACCACGAGGAUGCGGCAGUACUUACUACCAAUCUUUCUAAUUUUCCCCUACCACUAUGUAACCAACAAGCGGGAACAGAAAGAGAUGAUGAAGGUAACGACAGCUUGCUAGUUGACGCGUUUUCGAGCUCUCAGGAUCGUCAAAGCGGAAACCAGUCUCCAGACCAUUUAGAUCAUCAAUUGUCCUCUCAGCAAAGUCUAGCAAAUGAGCAGGAAGAUGGGGCCCUUGACGAACCCUUCAAUCAGUUUGAUCCCAUUCCUCAGGAAAACGGACUAGAUUCUAUCAACGAUUCCAUAGAUUCAGGGCUUAACUUUGUCUUACCCCCUUCUCUUACGGCGACAGCUGAAGCUAUUGACGAGAUGCCCCAUAUACCAGAAGACCUCCCAAAUAACUGCAGUAGCUACAGCGCCUAUGGCGUGACUGUCGGUGCAAGUAGUCGCUACACAGAAGAAGACCUUGCAGAGCGCGAUUUUGGGGAUGCUCUCUCCAGGUCUUCUAAUGAUGUGAGUAGCUAUUACAUGACCAAAGGAGACGGCAACGUAGACGACGAUACAACUGGGCCACUUGACUUUCAAACGCCAAAGCAUUGCGCCGGCAGUAGAACCCAGGUCCUGGAUAGCAAAUUUGAGCUCGGAGCUACUAGUGUUACAAUGUCUCUUAAUGAGCGAGUUCUUGACAGUAUAAUGCGCGAGGAUUUUAAGCUGAGCGAAUCCGAGUUCUUUCUGCGGUCGCUAAACAUAUCCGGGGGAGCUGACAUAGUUUACAAUGCCACGACAUACCUCAAGGAGCUCGAAGAGAGCUUAAAGCGUUUGCAAGCAGAUGCAGGAGCAGAAGAGCUGAGUGAUAGUAGGCAACUUGCCUUAAGAUCGGCCAUUAUCGAAAAUUUGCAAUCACAGUUGAGCAUUUUCAAAGAGACCACGGAGCGCCUGGCAGGGCUUAUUAAAAAAACAACUGCCGACCUAUCAGGAUUCCAAUCUGAAUUGCAAUCUAGAGAUAAUUUAAUUGAAAAGCUUCGGGAACAAAUCCUUGAGCUUAAGCCUGCAACCUGUAGCAUAGGGGACUCUUGCCGAGAUGAUCGCCUAACUUUUACCUUGCAUAUUGCAGACAGGGACACUUGUCCGUUAGAGACCAACGAGCAAUCUUGUUUGUCAGACCAGGUAAAGAAUUACCAAAAGGAAAUCGAACUAUUGAAUCAAAAACUUUCAAUGCAUGUUGUUCAGUUGACAACUGUUGAAAACCUGUUGGCCAGGCAGGUGGAGGAGUUGUCAACCUUUCACAAUCAAGUCCAGCAGGGUCUUCCCCAACAUCGCCCAACGUUUGAGCCAAUUACUGUGCUAGAGCGGCGAGUUUUAGAGUUGCUACAGCGCAACGACGAACUGAAGAAGGAAAAUACUAAGCUUAUGGACACGUUGGCUAGCGAACAGAAGCAUGACAUAGAAAACUCAGCCGAUAAUGCGACUAAGCUGCAGCGAAUAGCGGAACUGGAGGAGCAGUUGUCUUCUUUGCAGCAAAUUUGCGUCGACUAUGAGGAACUUAACGCUAGGCUAGAGUCGAAGUCGGCUGAAAUAUCCUGUCUUCAUGAAGCCCUCGAAGCGAUGAAGAAUGAACAAGAAGAGAAGAACACAAUUAUUCAGGAACUCAAAGAUCAACUUGCUGUGUACCAGCAAAACGUGCAGAGCCCUGAAAACAGCGAAACAGCUGACGUCAUUAAACGGCAGCGUGACGAGAUCUCCCGCCUUGAUUCCCUUCUAGUGGAUAAGAAUGAGGAGCUUAAGGUCCUCACUUUGCGCCUGGCAGAUUUAGAAUUCAAGCUGACAGAGAGUGAGCUCAUGCGAACCACGGCGAAAGAGGCCGACAUCGACGGGCCCUCUAAAGAGGAUGAUGCUACUGACGCUAGUGCAGUUGUUGCAGCGCUGCAGAACAUUGAGCUGACUACACUCCUCCGACAGACAGAGGCCAGUUAUUCUAAGCUGCGACAGGAGCACAAAGCUCUUCAGAAGCAGCUGUCAGAUCUGCAUGCCAGCGAAAAGGCUUCUUCCUGUUCCAAAUGCAAGCUCCUUAUGGCUCAGAAUACGGCCCUGACGCGUGAGAACGAAGCUCACAGAGCAGAGGUGACGCAGCUCAAGUACGAAAUACGAGCGUGUGUAGAGCAGAUAACUGCUGCGCAUGCCACAGCAACAUCGUACAAGUCGAGACUAGGCUCAAAAGAGAGGGAGAUACUUGAUUGCCAGAAGGAGAUUGACCGAUUGCUCCGUAUCAAUAGCCAGCUCAAUGAGCGUCUUCUGCAACCUCCCCGAUCGCGUGUAAGUCCAUCCACGCGCCAUAGCUACAGUAGCAUGGGUUCGUAUAGCAACUACGUUCACCCAGCGGAUAUUGCUAAUCAACAUUCUUCGACCUUUAUUCACAAUAGUUACAAAUCUCGGACGCCUUCCUACAUGCCCAGUUCUAGGUCAUCUCCGCGCAAAUCUGGAAGCCCACAGACGCGAAACAUUCUGCCAAGCAUGAUAACGACGCAGUAUGCUGCUCAGCUCAGCGAAACAAAGAGCUACCAUCCCACGAUGGGGCUGUUGCCAAAACGCGAGUAUGACCGUACAGGGCCGGGUAUUGUGCCAACAAGUUAUGUCGACCUCAGCAUACCUCGUCACAACGACAAGCCGAGCCCUUCCCAGGCUCACCCAACAGCCCGUCCAAACCUGUAUGAGUCCAACAAGCGGAUCAUGAACGCGUCCCUCCUUGAUGCGCUAGCUAUGUCUGGCUACACGAGUGAGAACCUCCGCAACGCUGGUUAUUGA
This is a messenger RNA of Giardia duodenalis, 3366 nucleotides long. Its product is annotated as Ankyrin repeat protein 1. NCBI's taxonomy places the organism in Eukaryota, Fornicata, Diplomonadida, Hexamitidae. The transcript has a single exon. The record is from RefSeq and is a predicted model, not a curated record. Gene Ontology annotation, molecular function: protein binding. Bases 1 to 3366 code for a protein of 1121 amino acids.